This is a messenger RNA of Cannabis sativa, 719 nucleotides long. RefSeq lists its product as uncharacterized. The record is from RefSeq and is a predicted model, not a curated record. Lineage: Eukaryota; Viridiplantae; Streptophyta; Magnoliopsida; Rosales; Cannabaceae. The transcript has 3 exons. The coding region runs from base 169 to 549 and encodes 126 amino acids.
AGCAAUGGACACAAAAAAAUUAGGUUAAAGAAAUUGAAUCUGAAAGUCAGGCCUUUAAUUUUAUUUUAAAAUUUAAAAGGGAAGAAUAAAAACAAAUAAAAUGCAAGAUAAAGUCUGAGGAAGAAAAAAACAAAAAACACAAACGAAUUGAUUUGAAGGUGAAAGAAAAUGGGUGGUAAUGGAAGAGAGGAAAACUUUGUGUACCGGAUCAGCAUAGCAGAAGAAUGGGAAGAGUUGCAGAGAAAUGGCUCUACUUUCGGCGGAGACCUUGAUAAAUCUUCUCGGUUCAUUCACCUUAGCGAUCAUAACCAGGUACAGUCCACUCUGCAAAAUUUCUUCCUCAACACCAACCAUGAGCUGUACCUCCUCCAAAUCGAUGCCAACAAGCUUGGGGAUGGAUUGGUAUAUGAGAAAGCGGAUGAGUCGAAUAGUUUCCCCCAUUUUUAUGGACCAUCUGGAAGUUUCAUACCUCUUCCUUUAGAUGCUGUUACAAGAGCUGAGAAACUCUCCUUUGUCGAUAGCCGAUUCAGCUGUCCUUUGCUCGACUAACUCACUUCACUUCAUCAUUUUUAUUGCCUUCUUCUUCUUCUAUCUCAUCUAUGUAAUAAUAUGUGAUGAUAUGGUCACUUUCGUGCAUUAAAAUUAUCCUUAUUUAGUUUGAUAUCAUGUUACCAUACUACUCAUUCUGUUAAAUAAGACAAUUUGAUGGGAUUGAUUAA